Molecule: messenger RNA, 1626 nt
Organism: Rhipicephalus sanguineus (brown dog tick)
Lineage: Eukaryota; Metazoa; Arthropoda; Arachnida; Ixodida; Ixodidae
Product: probable serine carboxypeptidase CPVL
Exons: 4
Coding region: 73-1557 (494 amino acids)
Biological process (GO): proteolysis
Molecular function (GO): serine-type carboxypeptidase activity
Source: RefSeq, a predicted model, not a curated record
AAACCUGUACAUGUAACACUUUCGUUGUGAGCUUAGUCUGUACGGCACGGUUGUCUGGCGGUGCACGCAAAAAUGAACCUCUACGAAGUGGUACUUGCUUGGAUCAUCGCGCUGACGCUUUCUAAUUGUGAUGGUGAGCAACUUCGCGUGGAUCCAGACCUCGCUGCGCAGCAAUAUUAUCUGCAGUGCAAAUACGUAAAUAAAACUGAUACUUAUAAAGAAGCCUUCUUGGAAACCGAUCUGCUAUAUCCAUCAAGUUAUGACUUGGCUAAGCUGAGAAAAAUCAGCCGAGUCUGCCUGCCACCGCCUUGCGAGAAGCUGAGAGCGUAUUCUGGAUAUAUUCCUGUUGAUGACAUCAAGUUGUUCUAUUUGUUUUUCUUGCACAUUAAGUCGGAGGACGAUAUGAAAAAGCCCCUUCUCUUGUGGCUGCAAGGCGGACCCGGUAAAUCGUCCCUAUUUGGCCAGUUCUUGGAGAAUGGACCACUCGGCAUCGCUGCCUCAGGGAAUCUGUACUACAGGAAACACACUCUUCUGAAUUAUUUCAACAUUAUUUACCUGGACCAGCCUGUUGGAUCUGGAUACAGCUUCGACAAAGAAGGAAAGUACCCAACGUCUCUGAAAGAGGCUUCCAACCACGUCAUAAAAUUUCUUCUACGAUUCUUGCAAAUAUUUCACGAGUAUGCAGGAAGAGAUCUCUACAUCGCCGGCGAAUCCUAUGGAGCAAGAUCAACCGUUGGAGUGGCGCACAAGUUGAUAAAAGAAAAGCCUCAAGACCUUUCUCUGCGGUUCAAAGGGCUGAUGCUAGGCGCCGGAUUCCUGUUUCCUCUGCUGGACAUCAUCAACUCGACGGACUUUCUUUACUACACAACACUUCUCGAUGAGUGUAGUCGUAAUAUGUUUUCCAAUAGAUUUAACAAAAUUUACCAGUUAGUUGAGGCUGGAAAAUAUAUGAACGCUUCCAUGCUACUGAGCAUGACCGUUCUUAACUUGCGUAGAGAAGGUCAGAAAAGCUUAUUCGAAAUUCUAACCGGUUUCACUCACCAUGGCAGCAUUGUCGUUCCUCAGAGACCCAAGGAAACGUACGCGUAUUAUCGUUACGCGAACAGUACUAAAUUCAAGAGGAUCAUUCACGUUUCUCCCACCAGGGUGCUUGAUGGCACCAGGUAUCAAAUAUCAGUGCAAUUAGCCGUAAACGACUUUUUCAAAGACCACCGAGAACACUUUGUAGACGUUCUAAAUCGGGCACACGUUCUUUUCUACGCAGCGCAGUUGGACGCCGUAUUCCCGGCCGUCAACCUUGCGGAGUCCUUCAAGAAGUUGCAAUGGCGCGGAAAUAAAACGUUUCUAGAAACGCGACGUGAGCUUUGGCACCGCAAAAAGAAUUCUUCUCUUGAACUCCUUGGAUAUGUAAAACAUGUUGGAGCUGUUAUGUAUGCCGAUGUACUAUUAGCAGGUCACUACGUUUCACUGGAUCGCUCGAGUGCUGUGAGUGAGUUGUACGCCAAUUUUCUGGAAUUCACAAAACAACCUCCACCUACCGAUACGCCAGGUCGCUAACAUCGUGCAUCUGCAGCUAUGCUACUGCUUGUGUGACUGUCAUUGUGAAAGCAACAAAAUAAAGAAAUG